AUGCAACCAGGCAGACCCCCGCCCCGAGCGCCGGGGAGUUUCUCCCCGUUGCUGUCGCAGAACCCACAGUUCGGACAGGGUCACCAACCGGCGGCCUCGACGCCUGCCGCUGAGCCUCGCCCGAGCUCGAGGCGAAUGGAGUCAGUCUCUUCUACUGAGGAUUCAUCAACAUCCUCGCAAACGCCCGUGGCUGUGUCAGCGUCCGUAUCCGCCGCAUCUGCGUCCUACUAUCCCGGCAGCAAUACCGGUCCCAACAACCGUACGCCUUCCACCGCGAACAGCGGACAACAACAGCAACACCAACAAGCGCAAGCGCACAUCGCGAGCAGCAUCACCAGCAGCGUCCACAACCAGACGCCAAUCUACGCCAGCUUCACCUCCCAGGCCAAUUCCAGCACCAACAGCCUCCACAACUUCUCCAGACCGUCCACGGCGAACCUAUCGCCGGCAGCGGCUGCAGCUGCAAGGUCCGUCGCAGCUGCUUCUUCGUCCAACUACAACAAUGAUCUGCCCCGAGGCUCCUCGCCCUUGACCCUUCCGCCUGCCGUGAAUAACAAUAACAACAACAACAACAAUAACAACAACAAUAACAACAACAAUAACAACAACAAUAACAACAACAAUAACAACAACAACAACAACAACAACAACAACACGUUGGGCCCCAACAGCGCCACCAAGACUGGUGGGUACUACCACUCCAGGAAACACUCCCAGACCGCACCGGGCUCCUUCGAGGCCGUGCUGCCCUCGACAUCUGCUAGUAACCUCCCCCACAUCGCUACAAUGGCCGCGACUUCACCUCCUCCGCGGGAGCAGCUCAGCGCCAGUCAUAUUGCCGCACAGGCCGCCGUCAUGCACCACCAGAACAGAGACCAUACUGCCCAGCAAUUACAGUUGCCGAGUCAACAGCAGCAGCAGCAGCAACAUCAGCAGCAACAACAGCAGCGGCAACGGUCCCAGACCGUGCCUACGCCCUCUCCAGAAGAUGGCCCUCCACCCCAGCAGGGCCUCAAGAGAACUAGCGGAGGGCCAUUGAGUCCGCCGAUGCUCAGCCUGACCGAGGCCAGCGCACCUCGGGAUACUGGCUUCAGCGGCGGUUAUCAUCACACCUCAGCAGCACAGGCGGCCGCGAGCAUAGUCUUUCCGCGGUCCGCGCCACAACAACCCGCACCCCAGAUCCAAGUCCCUCCGCCGCCUCCACCCCCGCCGCCGCCCAUGCCAGUCAGGCAGGAGAAAUCCAAAGUGAAGCUCUUCUCGCGGCCCGGGAAGAUUUAUACAAAGGGCGACUCCAAGGACAAGCCGCAGCCGAGCCCAGGCAAGAUCGGCACGGCGUUGUCGAACCUUCAACGGGGUAACUUUAGCACAACCAGUCUGGAGUCGUCCAAUGCCUCAUUUUACAGCCUCGGUAACGCUUCCGCCGCGACGAUACGGCCGAGCGAGACUCCGAUCGAGGAGAAAAAUAAGGAGAAGCGACACUACUUCCUGUCACGGCCGAAACACAAGGGCAAGGACAAUGAUGAGUAUAACCUGCCGCUUUCGUCCGCAAAGAGCAACUCCCGGCCGACAGAUCCGAGCGCCCCGAGCAGUCUCUACAACUUCAACAUCCCGGCCAGCCCUGCCUCAGGAUCGACCUCGUUCAAAAGCAUGAGUGGGUUAGAUCUCCGACAUGGUGGGCGUGCCUUUAGGGAGAAGCGCAAAGAAGACGAGGCGUCACUUGCGCCGCCGGAAUGGUCAGGUCCAGGGAGUCUGGGGAACAGCGCACAGCAGUCAAGUCUAUAUCUCCACGAGCCCGUCGACAGUGGGAAACUGGGGUUAAACAGCAUAGCGCUCGACGACGCUUGGCCGUACCUCAAAGCUAAGCUUUUGGUGGUGUUUGAGGGCGAGGACUUGCGCCUUCCGAUCGAAGACCUGAACAGGGUUGUCACGAUGCAUAUACAGUACACUCUCGCCAAGGGCCAGCCCAGCAUCAUCAUCGAUGACCUCAGGGAUUUGCUGGGCACGGGUUUCGCGUAUCUUGAUACGGCGCUGCGACGAACGCCAGAAGAGAAACUAAUCCCGGCGCUCGUGGAACUUUGGGUUUUUACUUUUACUACCAUACUACCGUAUAUGCAGGCGGUUUUCCUCCCCUUGGACCUCGAGUUCAGCGGCACGGGGUCCCUCAUGACGGCAGAACGCGCCCGCGACUUCUGGGGCGGCGUAAGGGCGCGGUCAGGCUCGCAGUCGCACGCCGAGAUAGUACCAGUAUCGUCGGUUCUCAACGUACGGCGCAUGGUCCUGACGAGCUUCAGAGACAGCGUCAUCCUGCCGCGCUACGACACGCUCAAGGCCAUGUUCUCACGGCUCUCGCUGGAAUUCCUCCCGCAAUCCCUCGCCAGCAUGGCCCUCGCCUCGCCCAUGCCUAUCCCCAAGCAGCAGGAUUCGGGCAUGAGCGGCAACACCAUGUUCUCGGCGUCGUCGCUGCACCUCGGCACCUCGCCCGACGGCUCGUACGGCGCCCGGCCCGGCACCGCCAUGUCGCUCGACCCGUCCAUGGCGAGCUACAAUUCGACCGGCUCCACACUGCUAGGCGACAUGACCUCAAUGGGCAGCAGCGUCAGCCGCAGCCGCGGGCUGAGCAACGUCUCGCACGGCUCGGCGGACGGGCUGCUCCGGCCUUUUACCCCGAACCGCACAGGUAGCAACAACAGCAACACUAACAACAAUAACAACACGAUACAAGAACAAAACGUCGAGAACAGCAAGCAAGUCACCGAGAUGGUCGGCCGUAUGCUUCAGUGCAUGAGUGUGCUGUCGGGCAUGGAUGGCGUCGGCGGCGGCGGUGGUGGAGUAGGAGCAGGCCCCGGUGGUGGUGGUGGCGACGAUCAAGAUAGCCGCGUCGCGGAGCUGUGCCGGCUGCUCAAGCUCAACUGGCUCGGCAGGGGCCGCACGGGCAGGAACAGGCGAGGCCUCGUCGGCGGGAGGGUCAGGCGCGGCCCGGGGGAUCUAUCGGCCGCCGUCGGCGGCGGCGGCGGCAUGUUUGGGACGGGCACGGUCAGGGAGGAGCUCAGCGUGCCUUAG
Messenger RNA from Pyricularia pennisetigena, 3060 nucleotides. RefSeq lists its product as uncharacterized. The record is from RefSeq and is a predicted model, not a curated record. NCBI's taxonomy places the organism in Eukaryota, Fungi, Ascomycota, Sordariomycetes, Magnaporthales, Pyriculariaceae. The transcript has a single exon. Gene Ontology annotation, biological process: TORC2 signaling. Gene Ontology annotation, cellular component: TORC2 complex. The coding region runs from base 1 to 3060 and encodes 1019 amino acids.